AUGACGCUCAUCCCUCGUGCCUGGCAAGGCAUGCACGUGGGACAGUUGUGGACGCUGGAGUUGUUUGCAGGCUCAGCAGUGCUUUGUUCGGUUGCUAAGCAACAAGGACUCUACAACAGCAUUGCAGUUGACAAGACACAAAAACAUGGUUGUUUUUCGAGCAUCAUUAGGCUGGAUUUGACGCGUGAAGCUGACAGUUCGCUUGUUGAUGAUUGGCUUGAUUCGGGGCUACUCGUUUGGGUGCAUCUAGCACCUGUGUGCGGUACUGCGAGCCGUGCACGGGACAUCCAGGUGUCAGCAAAUGAUCCACCUCCCCUGCGCAGUAAUGAACAUCCGAACGGUUUCCCGGACUUGACCGGACGUGAUUUGCUCAGGGUCACCAUAGCAAACCAGUUGUUUUCAUUUGCAUGUCGCAUCUUCGCUGAGGCCACGAAAAGUGGAAUUUUGGCAACGAUGGAGAACCCAAAGAAUUCAUAUUUUUGGUGCACAACAUAUUUUUUGCAAUUGUGGAAGACUGUCGAACUUUAUCGCGCUGAUUUUCAGGUGUGCAUGUAUGGUGGUUCAAGAGACAAGUGGACAAGAUUCAUUGCAAACUUCCCUGAAGUGACCGAAUUGUCGAUCGAGUGUGACAGGAAGCACUCUCACGCACCUUGGAGGUUUGCUCACGAUCAUGAGGGCAAACGAGUGUGGGCAACCAGCUUGGAGAGCCAGUACACUCGUCCUUUGUGUCUGGCUACGGUUCAAGUCAUUUUGCAGAAAACUGCUUCCCAAGGAUUGCAAUUGUUGCCCCAGAUGUUGAAUGACAUCCGCAAGCAUCCGUUGUUGCACGCACAGCAGGCUCAAAUAAAUGUUGGUCUGCAGCCAUUUAGAAAGAAAAUCCCACCAUUGGUUCCUGAUUUUGAUACAGUGGUCGUAGCAGUCCUUCAGGAUAAGUCACAAGUCCCUGUCCCUGUCCUUGGCAAGGUUCAAACUGAACUGCACCUCGUGUCCAUUGAGCUUCAACCUCUACUCAUCCCCAAAUAUGCACGUUUGCUUCGCCUUUUUGCUGCCUCCGAUUCUUUGAAAGGGGGGCUGGAGGAAUCUGAGACAGCUGGCAAAUCCGAGACUGGUGCUGACCUUAGUUCCUACCCUUUUGGAGCUGUUUUUGGCUUGUCUUGGGAGCCGGAAAAGUUCAUCCAAAAGGCUGUGGCAGCUGGUCAUCCGGCCUUGACCGCCAUGAGCAUUCCGGAAGAUCUUCAAAUUGCCAUCGACAGAAACCUGGCUUGGAACGAUGAGCAGAUGUCCAAAUAUAGGUCAGACUGGACAAAGCACUGGUUGAAGAGGGCAAAAGAACUUGAUGCUGCAGAAAGCCUGGACAGGGCGUCCAGGCCUGAACAUGUUAGGUUGAGAGUUGUUGCAUUUUUGAACAACAGUUCAAACCCUGCUUGA
Durusdinium trenchii is the source of this 1428-nucleotide messenger RNA. The record is from the annotation of a GenBank genome assembly. NCBI's taxonomy places the organism in Eukaryota, Dinophyceae, Suessiales, Symbiodiniaceae.